This is a messenger RNA of Soboliphyme baturini, 498 nucleotides long. NCBI's taxonomy places the organism in Eukaryota, Metazoa, Nematoda, Enoplea, Dioctophymatida, Soboliphymatidae. The record is from the annotation of a GenBank genome assembly.
AUGGUUGGCAUAGGAGGCGACUAUGCAGACUAUCAGUACAUGGCGAACAGGAUUGAAACAGUUUUUGGUCCUAAAGCGAUACAUUCAUGGCUCACAAACUUUCUGUACACAAGACGGUCAAAGAUGAAUCCGUUAUGGAACGUAUACAUUGUUGGCGGCUUCGAAGAUGACACCAAUGAACCGUAUCUCGGCACCGUUAAUCUUCUAGGAGUCUCUUACACGAAUCCUUAUGUAGCGACUGGCCUUGGAUCUUACCUAGUACAGGUAACGCGACAUUGCUUCUUGAGCACUGCAUGGAAAUUCUGUUCCAGCGGGACUGCCUUGCUUCUAAUAUCGUACGUUCCACAUGUUGGUCGCGUGAGUUAUAUCGCUUGUUUUCAGUACGAAAUUGGAAUAGUUAAUCAGAGUGAGUGUAAAAUCAUCAAGCCUAAGCCCGUCGUAGGUAAAUGGGAAAUCGCCCAGAUGGUCAGGUAUGUGUACAAAUAUUCGUUCUCGUGA